GCCCAAACCCGGAAGUGGACGCAUAAGAAGUCGAAAACAUGAAGAUAAAAACAACAUCCUUAGUACUGCCGUGAGCCGAGUUAUUCAAGGUAACCAAACACCAUCAAGAUGUCUCGCUCUACAUCCAAAGCCCAAGCUGACAAAGGUAAGGCGCCUCCCCGAGUGUCCCCGCCACCGUCCCAUGAACCGGAAGAGGAAGACAUUAUCCCCGGUUGUCUGACUCAGAGCCAAUGGAUGGACAUGUUGGUCCAAGAGGAGGCAGAAGAUGUAGUAGGGGAAAUUAUGGCUGAUCUGAUGAGCAAUGUCAUGGAAGGCUGUUACAGUGUGCACAUUCAAAGACAGCUGCCAUCUUUCACUGCAUACUGGGCCAAAGGUUACUUCAUACAGACUGUGGAGCAGAAAAUCAUGUGCCGAGAUAGAGGUGAAGAUGCGAUGGAAUUGUCUGUGACAGAAGACUCAGAACCAAUACCAAUUACUCCAGAUGUUUGGGCAGAAGGAUGUUUUCCUGUUAUACAUGGAGCACCUCCAUCUGAGCCCGAGUCACUGCAGAUCAACCAGGAAGCUGAUAUUUGUGAGGACCUUGAACCAGCCCAUCCUGAAGAAAACCAGCCAAAUGAUUUCAUACCACAAAACGCCGAAUCCCCAGAGCAAGCUGAAGAGAAAAUAAGUCCCAGCAGGCGUGUUGGGGAAAAGAUUUGCAAAGAACCAAGUGUUCGCCAAAAACAAAACACUUCCACCAAGAAAAAAUUAAAAGCUUCUUUACCCCCAAAGCUUUCACAAGGUACUGUUUUGCCACCUAUGUCCUGUUCAGCUGAAAAAAUGGAGACCAAGGGUGAAAAUAAAGUCCCUUCUGGUUCUAAACAUGCAACUACAUCAUCACAACAACCAAAGGAGACUCAAACUAAACGUAAGCUUGAACAUUCCUCCUUGCCUCGACACUGGAUCACUCCUCAGUAUGAGAUAGACAAAAGCACAAAGUCUAGCAUGAAAAAUUCAACUAGACAACCCAAACUAGUGCCAGUGCCUCGUAACCAGCAGACUGGUACGAUGGGAACAUCAUGGAAUCCUGCGAACAGGGAUCAGCCAGAGAGGUUGUCUCCCAUUAAGGACGAAAAGAUGAUGGCUAGAGCUUUGAGGAUGGACACCAUAGAUUUGGCCAAAGGUGUUUCUCUCACGGAUCCCCAGAGAAUACAAAUUGGCCCACUCCAGUUCAAAUCACAGGCUCAGUCUGCCAAGCUGAAGCCGAUAAAUAGUGAGUCUGUAGAGUCACCUUUUCCUGUGAAUCAGUUGACGACAGGACGUCCACCUCGUGUCACCCAACUGUUGCCAUCUGACAAAUUUAAGUUUUGAUUUAAAAUUUUUUGUUCUCAAAUUUGUUUGUUCUCAAAUUUGGAAUAAAUUCACCUUUUUCAUUGUUAAGCGAUAAAAUUACUUUAACGUUUGAAAAUGAGGAAGGUGAAUUAUUCCAAAUUUGGGCUCAGUAAUUAAAAUCUAAAAUGCACCAAUGAGGAGCAUUGUUUUAAAGUGUCCAGAAACUGAAAAUAAUUAUUAGUAAAUGGCAUGUAAUUGUAUUAAUUAGUUGAAUUAAUCCCCUAUGGAUACAUGACUAUGUACGGCUGGAUUAAUAUUAUUGG
Phycodurus eques (leafy seadragon) is the source of this 1634-nucleotide messenger RNA. RefSeq lists its product as uncharacterized. The record is from RefSeq and is a predicted model, not a curated record. NCBI's taxonomy places the organism in Eukaryota, Metazoa, Chordata, Actinopteri, Syngnathiformes, Syngnathidae. Bases 109 to 1350 code for a protein of 413 amino acids. The transcript is spliced from 4 exons.